Messenger RNA from Colletotrichum gloeosporioides, 1632 nucleotides. RefSeq names its product DNA polymerase lambda. NCBI's taxonomy places the organism in Eukaryota, Fungi, Ascomycota, Sordariomycetes, Glomerellales, Glomerellaceae. Bases 1 to 1632 code for a protein of 543 amino acids. Gene Ontology annotation, molecular function: DNA binding; DNA-directed DNA polymerase activity. The transcript is spliced from 2 exons. Gene Ontology annotation, cellular component: nucleus. The record is from RefSeq and is a predicted model, not a curated record. Gene Ontology annotation, biological process: double-strand break repair via nonhomologous end joining.
AUGGCGACAGACCUUGAAUUUCCGUUGAUUUUUCUCUUGCCUACGCACCUUGACGCUGAUCGGCUUCAUGAGCUCGAGGAGAAGAUCCCAAGCCUGACUUACGACAUACAAGAGGCUGAAGUGAUUCUCGGCAAUAUCUCGAAGAGGCAAAGAGCUUUGUUUGAGCUACGGCAGAGGAAACUACAGACAGUGCCAGUGGAGGCAGCCGCCGAGUCACAGCCUCCGAGUUCUUCGUGCAAGCGAAAGCGGGAUGAAGGCCGAAGCGACAGCUAUUCAUCUGCGUGUACCGAGGAUGGCCCCAGGAAUGGAUCAGCCGCUUGGCCAAUCCCGCAGACACUCCUGAAAUCUCUCGAAGCCGAUAUCGUUCGAGUAGUAAAGCUCAAUUGGCUUACUGAAUCCCUUGAUCAGGGCCGGGUCCUUCCGCUUCGUGACUUCGUCAUCUACGAGGGCCGUAAGUGUGGUGAAUCCAAUACCUUGGUAGCAGUGAAAGGCAGCGACAUACUAGCCCGUGCUGCCGCAGAUACGACGUCGCAGGACCAUCAGCAUGUGUUCCGUCGGUCGGAGGAAAACGCGUCGGCAUCAGCGAGUCAACGGACGACGAUGCCUUCGCUGCUGAGACAGACAACCUCAGAGCACGACUCGACUCUCACUCUGCCGCCGAUACCGGGUUUUCUGAGGACAACGUACGCAUGUCAGCGGGCAACGCCUGCUGAUCCUACAAAUGCAGCUUUCAUCGAAGAAUUGAAAGCGAUUCGGACAACGAGGAAACUCAUGGGUGAUCAGAUCGGCGUGAGAGCAUAUUCCACCUCGAUUGCGACAUUAUCCGCAUACCCAUACAAGAUCUCAAGCCCGCAAGGUUGGCGAGAUUUGGACGAUAUAGUAGAAUAUGGCUGGGACGACUUGUCACGCGUCCAGCAAAUCGGUGUCAAAUUCUAUGAGGAGCUUAAGCUCAAAAUCACCCGUGUCGAAGUCGAGUCCAUUGCCAACACAAUAUUAAAGCAUGCGCGCAAAUUCAGUCCUGGCUACCAGAUGGUCGUCGUUGGUGGGUACCGACGUGGGAAGCACAACAGCGGGGACGUGGAUGUGAUCAUUAGUCAUCCAGAUGAGUGUGCCACACUCAACUUCGUCGAGAAGCUUGUGGUGAGCCUUGAGAAGAGCGGGCAGAUAACCCACACCCUCACGUUGAGCAACAACAAUAGCGAGCGCGGCCAGCGACCACUCAGCUGGGACGGAAAUCAGGGAAGGGGGGUCGGCUUUGAUACACUGGACAAAGCACUCGUGGUUUGGCAGGAGCCGGAAAUGAGCGAUCGAGGCAGGUCCAGCAGCGUCGAUUCCGCCAGCCAGAGGCCACCGCAUCGAAGGGUAGACAUUAUUAUCAGCCCCUGGAAAACGGUUGGCUGUGCUGUUUUGGGAUGGAGCGGGGACACGACGUUCCAGCGGGAUCUACGCCGCUACUGCAAGAAGCAGAGGGACUUGAAGUUUGACAGCAGUGGUAUCCGCAGUCGCCUUGACGGUAGCUGGUUGGACCUGGAGGGGAAUGGAAAAGCCCCGGACAUGUUAACGGCGGAGAGGAGGGUGUUUGAGGGCCUGGGGCUGGACUGGGUGCGUCCGGAGGAUCGGUGCACGGGGUGA